CUUAAAAUUAUUUGGUUCAACUCAAAAUUCGAUUUAGUUACAAAAAGUAUUGCUAAUUAUAAUGCAUCAUAUACAGAUGAUACAGAUAAUAUUUAUGCGGCGUUAAAUUUUUCUAAUAAUGUUACAAUUACCAGUGACUCUGCUUUUAUAUCUAAAAUACCGAUUACUGUAAUAUAUGUUUUAAUAUUUAUAAGUGGUUUAUUAGGAAACGUAAUUACAUGCGUUGUAAUUUCCCGCAAUCGGUCUAUGCACACAGCAACCAACUAUUACUUGUUUAGUUUGGCGGUUUCUGAUUUACUAGUUUUAAUUGCUGGUUUACCUGUUGAGAUGUACAUAACUUGGAAGGGCUUGAAUAUGUAUCCAUUUAGUCCUGCUGUUUGCAUUAUACAAAGCUGGAUUUGUGAAGUCAGUGCCAAUGCAAGUGUUUUGACGAUCACAGCUUUUACAAUUGAACGCUAUGUUGCUAUUUGUAAGCCAUUUCUUUCUCAUACGAUGUCCAAGUUAUCAAGGGCAGUUAAAUUUAUUCUUAUAAUUUGGGCAGUUGCAGUGUGUUUAGCUAUACCAGCGGCAAUGGAAUUAGGAAUAGUCGACAGAGGAUCUCACGAACGAUUUUGUACUGUUGUGAAUUCAAAAAGUGCUGCUAAUACCUUUACUUUAUCGGUUAUAAUCAUAUUUAUAUUUCCUAUGGUAGUCAUAACAAUUUUGUAUAUUCUGAUUGGUUUGCAACUCAGACGUUCAAACAUUGUUAACAGAGGUCCUUCUAGCAGCAGUGUAAGAUUAAAGCACCGUGUUUUUAAAAAACGUGCCCAAAAAACGAUUGUACAAGUGGACGUACAAAAUGAUAUCAUGCUACCCUUCCAUGAGACACAUAAUAUAUGUAUAAAUGAAAAUGUUGUUGUAUCGCCUGAAAAUGGACGAAUUAAUUUUUCAAAUAGAGCUACAAACCAUGGAACCCGCCAUGUUGUAAAUAUGUUAGUGGCUGUUGUGGUUACAUUUUUCUUUUGUUGGGGCCUGUUUCAUUUACAAAGACUUUUUGCCGUUUACUAUAGUCCCGAUGGACUGCAAACAUAUUCGAAGUUCACAGAAAAUCUUUACUGGCUUUCAGGAAUAUUUUAUUACUUUUCGACAUGUGUAAACCCUUUCUUGUACAAUAUAAUGUCCCACAAAUUUCGAUCAGCAUUCAAGGAUACAAUCGCCCAGUAUGUUUAUCGCGGAGAUGAGCAACAUCAACCAAAAAAAUGUUAUUGUCACAGUUCAUCUCAACGUUCCACUUCAUUGCAUUCUCAAUCACUAAACACAUGUUCGUCUAUUGUUUCAUCAAAUCAACAGCAACCAUUAAAACAAAUACACUAUAAAGAUAUAGAUUUAGUAAAGGUUAAACGACCAUUUAUUGUAUCUUUUCGGAAAAUUCCAUGCAGCACAAGCAUAUCACAUAAUGAUCCUAUCAGUUCGAUAAACCUUUCUCAAAAAGUAGAUUCUGAACUUGAAUGUGAUUACAAGAAAAUAAUUAACUCUGUGAAGUUUUCCCUGAAAGAAAAUCAUCAUUAUACUUAUCUUAACGGGGAAACUUUAGACUUCGAGGUCCAAAAUAGUAAAUCGAAACUUAGUCACAGACUGAUCAAAUGUUUUGAUUCGCAGACUGCCCAAAAAGACUUUUUUAAUUGCAUGGAUUUAAGCCGAAUGAGCACAAAUGAUUUUCCAUUCAAUAACAGUCUCACAUUGAUGAAUGAUUCAAAAAAACUUGAAGAUAAUCUAAACUUGAUAUUGAAACAACUCGUAUUUAAAAAUGAAACAUUGAAUGGACAAGUAAUGCGCACUGGAAAACGCAAUAGCAAAAUUCACUUUUUAACAAAAAGUAAAAGUUUACCAUGUUUCACAAUAGAUCCACAAAAAUAAUACAUAUAAUUUUAA
Culicoides brevitarsis is the source of this 1911-nucleotide messenger RNA. RefSeq names its product pyrokinin-1 receptor-like. Gene Ontology annotation, molecular function: neuropeptide receptor activity. The transcript has 10 exons. Gene Ontology annotation, cellular component: plasma membrane. The record is from RefSeq and is a predicted model, not a curated record. Gene Ontology annotation, biological process: neuropeptide signaling pathway. Bases 247 to 1896 code for a protein of 549 amino acids. NCBI's taxonomy places the organism in Eukaryota, Metazoa, Arthropoda, Insecta, Diptera, Ceratopogonidae.